CUACCGGUACUGCGCUACUUUACAUUUACAACACAAAAAACCAAAAGAUUUUCUGAUUCCAGCAUCAUGGCAGGAGAAGGGAUCACUAUUUCCCACUGGAUUUCAAGCCCUGUGCGCUACCAACAGCUCUUUAAAACAAGAAAUCUCCAAGAAAGCACUGAAGAUCAUCGACUCUUUGCCCUGCCAGGACCUGAAUGUCUGCCUGUUAAAGUGGACACUGAGGGGGCUCAAGCAGACAGCGAGGACGAGGAUUCAGGAGAGCCUAUGUUUCAGAUCCUGCUGGACGUGACUCAGUUUAAACCAGAAGACAUCCUCAUACAGGUGUUUGAGGGGUGGCUGCUGAUCAGAGGUCGACAUGGGGUGAGGAUGGACGAGCAUGGCUUUGUGUCGAGGAGUUUCACAAGACACUAUCAGCUGCCUGACUGUCAGCUACAUGCCGGAGACCUCAAAGCAAUGCUGUGCCAUGACGGGAUACUGGUGGUCGAGACCAAGGACCGAUGGUGGCCAGCAAAUGAUUAAAGAAAGGCAAUGACUGAGAAUCAAUCAUUAAGACAUGAUCAAACAUGUGCUGUGUUAGAUGAAGGUUUUUUUUUUAUAUAUAUAUCUGCUAUCUAGUAAAGAUUUGAACACUAUCUAGCUUGAUUACCUGCUUAACACAUGUGGCAAAAAGUGGUCAGUAUAAA
Danio rerio (zebrafish) is the source of this 683-nucleotide messenger RNA. RefSeq names its product heat shock protein, alpha-crystallin-related, b3 (gene hspb3). Lineage: Eukaryota; Metazoa; Chordata; Actinopteri; Cypriniformes; Danionidae. The record is from RefSeq and is marked provisional.